Molecule: messenger RNA, 1258 nt
Organism: Scleropages formosus (Asian bonytongue)
Lineage: Eukaryota; Metazoa; Chordata; Actinopteri; Osteoglossiformes; Osteoglossidae
Exons: 2
Coding region: 126-569 (147 amino acids)
Source: RefSeq, a predicted model, not a curated record
UCCUCCGUCGCGGGUGAACGGAGCAGAAGCACCUGCCUCUGUGUGCGCGCUCGAGAGCCCGACUUCGCCAUUAGUGCGCGGAAGAGUCGGCGCGAAUCGGCGCGCGCGCGCGGCUCGAGAUCGCGAUGAAGCCCAAGCCCCUGUGGGGAGCCCUGACGAGGGUGUUCGAGAACAUGGAACCGCCGGACGUGGUAGAAGCGGUCAGCGGCGGGUACCAGCAGCACACGGACGUCGCGGGGGACGAAGAAGCCGGGCCAGCGCAGAGGGCGAGCAGCAGCAGGAAGGACGGGGACAAGAAGGGUUCGAAAGAGGUCCACUUCGCCUUCCUGCCCGACAGGUACGAGCCUUUGGAAGAGGUCGAGGAGGACGAGGAGAGGGAGCGAGUGAGGGAAGAGAAGAAGACGAGGAAGAAGGAGAAAUACAAGAAGUACAGGAAGAACAUGGGCAAGGCUCUGCGCUUCAGCUGGAAGUGUCUGCUGGUGGGCUUGCAGAGCUUGACAGCAGGUUACUCCAUAGCCACGGUGAACACCCUCAUCCCAGACCUGCACAGGACCAGGCCCCGGGGCUGAGGAAGCACAUUUCUGUAGAGGACAGCUGACCUUGGAGCUCACCAGGCAGGCUUUUUUUGUGGCGGGGCAGGCCUCUAAAACUGGAAGAGUUAACACAUCUGGUAAAAUCAAACUGUAACAUGUCCAACACUUUAACAGUCCUUGUUGCUGCUUUUUUCCUUUGUGACCUUUCUCAGUGAAAAAUUCUUUCCAAAAUUAAGAUCGCUAAAGGUCAGACUAAACAGUGGCAACCUGUGUACCAAUAGGCACUAUUAAACUGUCACAAGUGCAUAAUAUAGAUAUAUCUAUAAACAUAAAUUAAUGCUCUGAUACUUCUCACUAGUGUUUUUAAAUAUGCACUCUUUAUAAUUUACACAAAUGAAUUUUGUUUGUGAGCCAUAUUACAUCAGAUGAGUAUAUUUUGUUCCUAGCUGUGGCAUCAUGUUCUGGCACUUCGCACAGAUCUGCAGUCCUUGAUAAGUGGUUUUGUAAGAAGUAGAAUAUAGCGUUUUAUGAGAUGACACUACCAAACAGCAGACAUCGUUGUGCAGCAGUGUUCUACAUUUUUUGAUUAUAAGCCAGUACUGCUUGCUAUCAUAAUCGGGAAUUAUGAGAGAACACAAACUUGGAAGUUCUUUGAUACACUACUUACAAUGGGUCACUCAUCAAAUGUAAUGUAUCUAGCAGUGUAAGUCACCUUGGUGAAUAAG